Molecule: messenger RNA, 1553 nt
Organism: Homo sapiens (human)
Lineage: Eukaryota; Metazoa; Chordata; Mammalia; Primates; Hominidae
Exons: 2
Coding region: 1-549 (182 amino acids)
Source: RefSeq, a predicted model, not a curated record
AUGUUAGAGAAGGGAGCCCUAGAUCUGGCCACCAGCGGCCUGUGCACACCUGGGGCUGAGGGCACACAGGGCUGCACAUACACACUCAAGGCCACUGUGAGAACAGGUGAGCAGGGCCAGAGGGCUAUGGAAAGCCCGGCUGAAGGCUGCACCUCCAGGCUGAAGAGAGCUUUACCGGCAUCCGCCAGGAAGCCUGGGCUCUGGGGCUGUGUCAUUGUAGAUGACCAUUUCCAGGUCGUGGCCACAGCCCCGGUUCUGGUCACAGCUGGGCCACCAAUCCUCCUGCGCCACCCACCACUUAGCCAUCGGGCCGUCUUCAGGGCAUCGGCCGGCCUCAGCUGCUGCAGCCAGACCCUGGCGUUGCGGAAGGCUGGCCAGUCCACAUCCUGCAGCCUACGAGGAGGUCAGGUCUUUGUCAGCAAAGGUGGGAAACCAGGGGAGCGGCGGCACCAGGCUCCAGAGACAUUUGAAAUGACUUCAGAAGACCCAGGGCCACUCAGGGUGACCACAUCGGACAGCUGCCUCCCACAGGCUGUGACGGAUGUUUAAGCAAGGGAUCGAUGGUCACCUGACUCUCAGGAGUGCAGGAGAGGCCACUGAGACCCAUUCAGAAGGGACUGGGUGUUGGUCCCUGUGGACUCGGCCUCUGGCUGGUGGUGAGGAGGAGGAUUUCUCACCACCCAUCCUCUGGCCCCUGCUGCCCAAGGGAGCAGACUCCUGUGAGCUGGGUUCCGGGAAGUCCGUCUCCAGCAGGAACUCCAGGCCAAGCGCGCAUCUCUGUGAUCGUGUGUCACCAUGGCGGUGCGUGCGUGAGUGCAUGCGUGUGCACUGGUCUGUGGCCUGUGGUGCGUGAGUUCCACUAGGACCCAUGUGAGGUGGAGGGUCUUCCACCUCCCCUCCCAUUCGGGCCCUCCCUGUGCCACACAGACACCCAUCUGUGCCUUCCCCUUCUGUGCCACCAAAAAUGGAAGAGAUAGACACUUAAAAGAAGCAACUCAAAUGGAAUGAAAUCGUUUCUGUUGGGGAAUGCUCAAGACGUUCAAUCAUCUUAGAAAAUCCCACCCCACCUCCCGCUGCAGAUUAAUUACUGUAAGUGCAACUCCAAUCGGGCUGGUGACCCCCCAGGAAACCUCUGAAGCUGUCCCAGGCUGUUCCCAACAUGGGACCUCCACUCUGGCACACCAGGACCCGAGGCCCCUGACAGGCUCCUCGUUCCUGCCUCGCUCAAGGCUCAGGUCCCCCACCUGAAAUACCCCCUCCCACCAGCAUCUCCUGCCUCGCUCCUGCUGCCAGGUCCCCAAAAGCUCUUGUUCAUGAGCUCGCCUGCCAUCCACAGCCCCCACCAGAACCCAAGUGGCUGUGGAAUUCGCUGCCCUGAUUCUCUGCCCAGAGCCUCGGUCCAGACUGUGUUCCCUGGCGAAUUAGUGUUCAGCAUUUUUGUUUAUUUGUUUGUUCUUUAACAAAAGUUGUUUUGGUUUGAGAUUCAGCAAAAAUACACACUGCAUUCAGCUUCCUCUCCAUUCAGGAUUCAGUAAAUUGGUUGUUUUCCUGUC